AUGGAGCCGAAGGAGGAUGACAUUGUCAUUCAGCAGGAAGGUGCUCGCCUGAUCGUGGAUGAGCUGUCGAUGACGUUCCUGGAAGAUUGUGAAAUCGACUACACCGAGGAGAUGAUCAGGGCCUCCUUUUCCGUGGUGAAGAACAAGCUGGCCGACUCGAAAUGCGGCUGCGGCAGCUCCUUCAGUGCCUUGGUCGGUCGCAGGUGGUCGCCUGGGUCGGUUGCAGUCGAAAGGGGUCGCUGUGGCGGAGGUGUGUCACUCGUCCCAUGCGCGGCCAACGGCUCGUGGAGGCCGCCACGCGCAACGCGCCGUGCCCAGGUGUCGCCUCGUUCUGAGCGCAGUUUUCAAGGGCGCCUGGCCUCUUCACUCUCGGCCAUGGAAGAGUGGCAAGCGGAACCCAGCAGCGAUUUAUGGAAUGAAUCUGUUGGAUGGAAGCAGGUGAAGUGUAGUUCAUGGCGUGUCCCUCUUCAGGGCCGACGGUCAGGAAUUUGGGUGUAGAACGACGAGGCUCUCGUGCCAGACGUGGAAACAGCCCACGUUUUGGGCUUUGGGCGGGGUGUGAUGUACAGAAAUCCCAGCGCCAAGUGAUGGGCAGGAUGGGUCAGGAUGGUCCAGCAUGGCGGAAUCGCAGGAUACUUGCACUGUACUUGUGGG
This is a messenger RNA of Durusdinium trenchii, 654 nucleotides long. The record is from the annotation of a GenBank genome assembly. NCBI's taxonomy places the organism in Eukaryota, Dinophyceae, Suessiales, Symbiodiniaceae.